AUGUCGCCCGCGCGUCCGUCGUCGCCGCUCGAGACAUCGAUGAUGCGCACCCCCGAGCGCGUCGCGCGCGCAGAGGACGUCCACGGCGACGCGGGAGAGACGACGCCGGUGAUGCCAUCGUCGUCGACAUCAUCAUCCAUCGCAUCGACGCCGAGCGACGAUGGCGACGAUCGCUCGCCGACGACGGUCGAGGCCACCGUGCGCGCGAUGGACGGUUUAUGUCUGCGCGACGCCACGAACGCGGGCGCGCGUCGGGGACCGUCGUUCAAGAGGUGCGACGACGCGCGCGCGGAUGAGACGGGCGCGCGACUCACCGCGCGCGCGAAUCGCGCCUCGGCUAGGUUCCACAGUCCCACGGACGCGACGCUGAGCCCGGCGUCGAAGUUUGUGGCGCGAAAGGCGCAUCACGCGGCGCCGAUGUCGAUCGCGGAUAAACUGCGCGCGGCGAGUGCGGGUGAGACGGCGCGCGACGGCGCGCGCUCGCGCUUCGCGCCGGGCGGGUGA
Messenger RNA from Ostreococcus tauri, 504 nucleotides. RefSeq names its product unnamed product. The transcript has a single exon. Bases 1 to 504 code for a protein of 167 amino acids. Lineage: Eukaryota; Viridiplantae; Chlorophyta; Mamiellophyceae; Mamiellales; Bathycoccaceae. The record is from RefSeq and is a predicted model, not a curated record.